AUGUGGUGGCUCACGCGUCUGCUUCACGAGCAGUGCGAAGUAGUGUUUUGCCCGAGCGAGAGCACACGCCGGAUGCUCCAGGCACGCGGUAUCCAGAGAAUCGCCAUCUGGGGCCGUGGUGUUGAUACCGAGAUGUUUCAUCCACAAGCCCGAGAUGAGAACCUGCGCGCUGGCUGGGGCUGCAAACCGAAAUCGCAGGAACUUCUCAACACACUCCAUGAUCAAGCCAUGUCGUCUCUGGAGCAAAGCAAGGGACUUUCGGCUGAAGAGGCCUUUAUACGCACGCCUGACACAUUCCCAGUGUCGGAGUUUAGUCCACCACCUGCCUAUGAGAGCGUGUGUGAUGUGCCGCCCUUGCCUGGUGCGCACUUUGCUCUUCCACCGCCUGUCGUAGCGGGUCCUAGUAUGGCCGAGACUCCCAAACUGUCUGGCGUCGAUAACGACAGCAAGGCAGUUGUUCUUUUUGUCGGUCGGAUCAGUUGGGAAAAAAACAUUCGUCUUUUGGUCGAGGCAUUCCGCUUGCUUCCCGCAAGUGUGAAGGAGAAUGCCAAGCUUGUCGUCGUGGGCGAUGGACCUGCACGCGCUGAGCUCACUCGACUUUGUCAGAAAUACGGUUUGGAUGCUGCGUUUAUGGGCCACCAGAAGGGUCAGCGCCUUGCAUCCAUGUACGCAAGCAGUAGCAUCUUUGCCUUCCCGUCAUUCACUGAAACAUUCGGCCAGGUCGUCCUCGAAGCGCUUGCGUCUGGGUUGCCCGUCGUUGGCUUGCACGCAGAAGGCACCUCGGACCUUAUAUGUCAUGGAAUCACCGGACUCUUGAUGGAUACAAUUCGUGCAACGUCCACGAACCAAACCAAGUCAAAGGGUGUCUCUGGUAUGUCGUCUGCCACGGCGGCUGCCGCAGCGGCGGCGGCGGCGGCGGCCUCUGCAGCCACUGCGACGGCUGCGGCAGCAGCAGCUGCCGUGUCGUCCUCGACGUCCUCGGCGUCGUCAGCUUCGUCGCAACCGCCCGUAACAGGUUCUUCACGGCAUGCAUCACUCACGAAUCGACUGCGUGAAAGCACUGCUUCCAACGACUGCUUGCCCCUGUCUGCAUCUAGUGGCCGUGCCGUGCCUAUGGCAGCCUCCAGCACACUUAAGCCUGGCUUACCUUCGCCUAUCCCAUCUGUGAAAGAAUUUGCUUCUCUCAUGUCUGUCGGAACACAGACAUUUCACCAGUGCGCACAAGCAUACAGCAUCUUGCUCGAGCGUCUGAUCCGUGAUCGGACUCUUCGUGCGACCAUGGGCCAGCGUGCACAACAGUAUGCAUCCAACAAGACAUGGUGGGAUGCUAUGGAGGCACCCGUGCGUGGUUAUGAAGAGGCAAUUGCUCGCGCUGGACAGACGAAUCUGACGGAUGCUGAGUUAGAGGCGCUUCGAAAUGCUCAGCGCAAGAUUGCGCCGCUUUCUGGUCCGAUUGUAACGACGAUCGUCAUCUUGUACUUGGCUUUCUUCGUUUUACUUUGGACGUAUUUGCUAUGA
This is a messenger RNA of Malassezia globosa CBS 7966, 1518 nucleotides long. RefSeq lists its product as uncharacterized. Lineage: Eukaryota; Fungi; Basidiomycota; Malasseziomycetes; Malasseziales; Malasseziaceae. Gene Ontology annotation, molecular function: glycosyltransferase activity. The coding region runs from base 1 to 1518 and encodes 505 amino acids. The transcript has a single exon. The record is from RefSeq and is a predicted model, not a curated record.